Papaver somniferum (opium poppy) is the source of this 1221-nucleotide messenger RNA. RefSeq names its product putative F-box protein At3g52320. Lineage: Eukaryota; Viridiplantae; Streptophyta; Magnoliopsida; Ranunculales; Papaveraceae. The transcript has a single exon. Gene Ontology annotation, molecular function: protein binding. Bases 1 to 1221 code for a protein of 406 amino acids. The record is from RefSeq and is a predicted model, not a curated record.
AUGAUUUUGAGAAGUGGGAAAAGAUUAACCAUCUGCAGUAAAGAGCAGAACAAGACGAGGAAGAAGCAAAGAGUAAGACCAUAUCUUCCUGAGGAGUUAAUUAUCAAUGACAUUCUCAUUAGAUUACCAGCUCGGACUCUAGCCAUAUGCAGCUGCGUCAGUAAGUUAUGGUACAACUCUAUUUUUCACGAUCCAAAGUUUACCUCCUCUCAUUUUGUUGAGAACAAAAACAAAUUGAAACUAGUCUUCAACCUCCUUAAUGUAUUCGAAAACGGUUUGGAAAAGGCUUACUUUUUAAGUAUAGAAGAAAAAAUAAGUAAGAAUACUGAUUUUUAUUAUCAUAAAGUGUUAGCAGACAUAAGCUUUGGAGAUACAAGUGAUGUAGUUGGUUACUGUAAUGGUUUAGUUUGUCUUAACUUAGUAACUGAAAUCGCUGUCAUUAACCCGACCAGGGGUGAAAGACUUGUUUUUUCCAAUUCCUUUCCUGGAACCAUGGGAUGCAUGUACUUGUGUCAUGGUUUUGGUUUUGAUUCAUCAUUGCAAGAAUAUAAGGUUGUAUUUGUUUAUACUACUACUAUGAAUGAAGAGAAAGAGGAGAAGUUAGUUUGCAUGGUCAUUACAUUGGGUGGAGAAAAUUCAUGGAGAGAGAUAGUUACUAGUACUGCGAAAAUCUCAUCGCCACCGGGUUUUUCUCCUCUUCCUAGUCGAAUGGUAACAAGACCUUCAAGGAGUACUCGUAGAUCAGCCGCCCUUUGUGGGGGCGACAUGUUUUGGAGGAUAACCUACACUAGUGAUAAUAAUGAUAAAAGCGAUAUGUUGCUCUCGUUCAACAUCCAUAAUGAGAAAUUUCGGUUCAUUCGGCUCCCACCUGAAUGCUGUCUGACCCACACGACGACGACUACGACUAUUGAUGAGCACCAAUGUUUAGUAGUUGAUCAUCAUCUUCUGGAGUUUCAAGGAGGCAUAUGUGUUGCACGUACGGAGAUGAGAAGCAAUAGUAGUGAUUGUCAUCUCCAACACCGCAAUCAUCAUUGUAAAGGCCAGGAAAAAAUUUGCUGUUGUGGUUUUAAGGUGCAUCUGUAUAUAAUGAACGACAAGGUCAAGCAACUAUGGACCAAGGGGAAGACUUUCAGUUUUCCAGUCAAGGAUGGGUUACUUCCAGAUCCUUUUUGUAAUUACUUUUCUGUCACCCCCCCCUACACGUAUGUUGAGUUAUUCUGA